AUGUAGAACUCUGAGGGAGGAGCUUGAGUCUAUACCCAUGUGACACAUCUCUGUGGGUGUAUUCCACUAGGAACUUCAGCUCAGCACUUUCUGGGAAAUCAACGGACACCUUUCUAGGAAAUCAAAGGACAUCUUUCAAAAUUUGUAUUCUCAGAACUUUUUUAUUAAUCAUCUGGGAGAGCCUGCUCCCUCUCGACCUAAAGACAUCUGUAGAGACGAAGAAGACAGUUUUCAGGUUAAGUUACCUAUCAAGAUGUUCCAUGUGCAAAGUCCACAAAUGCUACAGAUGCUAGAGAAAUCUUUAGUGAAGAACCUGCCUGAAGCCAUAAAGGUUUAUGGGACCGUCUUUCACAUGAACCAGGGGAACCCCUUCAAGGUAAAGGCUCUGGUGGACAAGUGGCCUGAUUUUAAUACAGUAGUUGUCCGUCCUCAGGAGCAGGAGAUGACCGAUGACCUUGAUCACUAUACCAACACCUACCAAAUCUUUUCUAAGGACCCCAAGAACUGUCACGAAUUCCUUGAAAAACCAGAUGUCAUCAAUUGGAAACAACAUUUGCAAAUCCAAAGUGCACAGUCAAGCCUGGAUGAGGUGAUACAAAGUCUUGCAGCAACUAAAUUGGUCAAGGUCAAGAAAACACAGUGCAUCCUCUACAUGAUGCCACCAACAGUAAAGAAACUGGUGCCCUCCUUGCUGGAUACACAACAUUUACAUCCCAAAUCAGAGAUUCCCCGUAUCAUUAAUCAAGAGAUGUUUAAACUCUCAUCGCUGGAUGUAGCUCACGCUGCCUUAGUGAAUAAAUUCUGGAGCUUUGGUGGUAAUGAGAGGAGCCAGAGAUUCAUCGAGCGCUGUAUCCAGACCUUCCCCAGCUUCUGUUUGCUGGGGCCUGAGAAGACCCCUGUGACCUGGACAAUGAUGGACUACACUGGAGAGCUGCGAAUGGGAGCCACUGUGCCUGAGUACCGGGGCUUGGGUCUCAUGUCAUAUAUCUCAUACAUUGAGACUAAGAGCCUCGAAAAACUUGGAUUCCCCAUGUAUAGCCAUGUAGACAAAGCCAACAAAGCUGUACAGAAAAUAAGUGAUAAUCUGCGUCAUGUCACUAUGCCCUGUGACUGGAACCAGUGGAACUGCAUGCCUCUGUGAAGCUGUCUCAAAACACCAGACAGUUUUGGGGGGCUGUGAUGUGGCUGGAGUAGAAAGAACAAAUAAGUCACAAGCAGAAGGGAAGGGUGGGCAUUGUUUUAGCUCUAUGAAAAACUGCCAGUGGUCAGUGGGAUGUCAUGUUCUUGCAGCCAUAUUACUUUCCAGGUCUAGCAUUCCUGGCACGGGCUGCACCUUUCUGAAAUCACCACAGUUUUCUGAAGUGGCCAAAGCCUGUGUCCCAUGUUCUGUAUUUCUGGAUCCUAUUGCCUCCAUUAGUCUCCUAGGUGCUGCUGUAACUCUUUUCCAGGAACUCCUGUCUCAUAUCUCUUAUUGUCAGUUGAAAAAGCGUAAUGGUUUGCCAAGAUGUGGUGUCUUGUCAUCCUUGAGUAGCAUAUAGUUUGUGUUUCUCUGAUCCCUUUAUUCACUGGGCCAAGUGUCCUGCCACUUCGGUAGGUAUCACGAAGUGAUUAUUCUACUAGAAGCCCUUCGAUUUGCAUUCCGGCUUCAUAAGCAUGUUAAUCUAUGAAAAUAUGGCAGGGAAACCUAUCAUAUAUGUAAAAUAAUAUGCACUAAUAAAAAUGAGAAGAAAUCAUGUUAAA
Messenger RNA from Cavia porcellus (domestic guinea pig), 1740 nucleotides. Its product is annotated as glycine N-phenylacetyltransferase-like. The transcript has 6 exons. Bases 254 to 1141 code for a protein of 295 amino acids. Gene Ontology annotation, biological process: glycine metabolic process. Gene Ontology annotation, molecular function: glycine N-benzoyltransferase activity; glycine N-acyltransferase activity. The record is from RefSeq and is a predicted model, not a curated record. Gene Ontology annotation, cellular component: mitochondrion. Lineage: Eukaryota; Metazoa; Chordata; Mammalia; Rodentia; Caviidae.